Messenger RNA from Camelina sativa (false flax), 495 nucleotides. The record is from RefSeq and is a predicted model, not a curated record. Lineage: Eukaryota; Viridiplantae; Streptophyta; Magnoliopsida; Brassicales; Brassicaceae.
AUGAUCUGCAACGAGUGCGAAAACGACGCCUUUGACGAAGGAGACGACGGGUUUAUCUACUGCCGACGAUGCGGUCUUAUGGCUGAUGAUUUAAUCCAAAUCGGCAGCGACCAAGAGGAUUUCUUCGAUGAAGUUGCAGCAUUUACAGUUAUAACGGGAGGAUAUGGAUCUCGUCGCUUCCGUGACACUGAAAACGGGAGACCGCCGGCUUCGAGAUGGACGAUAGAGAUGUUGCCAAGUGUAGCGGUCGUGGAGAAAGGAGAGUGUGUGAUAUGUUUGGAGGAAUGGGGUAAAGGUGAAGUGGCUGCUGAGUUGCCAUGUAAACACAAGUAUCACUUGGAGUGUGUGAAGAAGUGGUUGAAGAUUCACGCCUCGUGUCCUCAGUGUAGAUACAAGAUGCCUCUUGAAGGUGAAGAAGAAGUGGUGAAGAACGCUGGUACUAGCGUUGAUGUUGGUGUUGAUGAAGAUUUUAUUGACUAUUAUGAUUCUGAUUGA